This is a messenger RNA of Anarrhichthys ocellatus (wolf-eel), 2212 nucleotides long. RefSeq names its product solute carrier family 29 member 3 (gene slc29a3). Gene Ontology annotation, molecular function: nucleoside transmembrane transporter activity. The coding region runs from base 303 to 1727 and encodes 474 amino acids. Gene Ontology annotation, biological process: nucleoside transmembrane transport. The transcript has 7 exons. The record is from RefSeq and is a predicted model, not a curated record. Lineage: Eukaryota; Metazoa; Chordata; Actinopteri; Perciformes; Anarhichadidae. Gene Ontology annotation, cellular component: Golgi apparatus; plasma membrane.
CUGACCAGAAAUGAAGUUUGCUGUGAUAUGGAUGUUUGUGUCAGUCUAACACUUGUAGAAAACACAGGAGCAGCAGUCAAGGAGGUGCAACUGUGAGCAUGUCAGGAUCUGGACAAUUGGAAUGGUCUCUUCCAGCUGCAACACAGAGAUCUCUCCAGAAUAUGGCUCCAGAACAAGUAGUGUGUCUUUUCCUUUCUGGACAAGCACAAGUAAAUCUUUAUUUUUAACACUUCCUGUCUUCGUGUUCAACCACAAUCUUCCCUAUUCUCUCUCUCAUCUGUCCUUUGAGAGUAUCUGUGAAAAUGGACGACACAGAGCCCUUGGAGCCCAAUCUGAACUCCUCCUAUGUUCCGACUGCUCUGGGCAACCACCGUGUGUCUGAGGAUGAGGAGAGCGAGGACCAGAGUUCCUCUGUAUCACUCCUGCCCAAUCAUUCCUCAGUGCCCCUGGCCAUGCGCUACAGUCCAGAUGACUCGUACUGCUUGGUGUAUAUCAUCUUCUUUCUGAUGGGCAUCGGCUCCCUGCUGCCCUGGAACUUCUUCAUAACAGCCAAACACUACUGGCUCUACAAACUGAGCAACAACACUCAACAAGGUGGCAAUGAGGAGCAACCUUCAAACCUCGGGGAAUACUUUGAAAGCUAUCUGGCCAUUGCCUCCACGGUUCCCUCUGUGCUGUGUCUGAUACUCAACUAUGUCCUAGUUAACAGGUUAUCUUCAAACGUGCGGAUCCUUUCCUCUCUUUUCGUCAUCCUGCUGGUGUUUGUGGUGACCACGGUGCUGGUGAAGGUGGAUGUGUCGGACUGCAGGACGGAUUUCUUUAUCGGCACGCUGGCCAGUGUGGCCGUGGUCAGUGGAGCGUCCAACCUCUUCUCUGGCAGCGUGUUCGGGAUGAGUGGGUAUUUCCCCAUGAGGAUUUCUCAGGCUCUCAUAUCAGGCCAGGGCAUGGGAGGCACGCUGAGUGCAGUAGCAUCGAUAGUGGACCUGGCAGUGGCGAAGGAUGUGACAGACAGCGCUCUGGUCUAUUUCCUGACAGCCGACGUCUUCAUCCUGCUCUGCAUCAUCGCAUAUCUGCUGCUGCCAAAGCUGGCAUAUUCAAGAUACUACAUGCAGGCAGCAGCGCGCACCAGUUCAGGGGUGAUGAGCGAGGGGGGAGCAGCAGGCACAGGGAGCAGAGUCUCCGUCCCACCACUGCAGCCCAUCCUCAGGAAGACGUGGGUGCUCGGCGUGAGCGUCUUCUACGUCUUCUGCGUCUCAAUCAUGGUGUUCCCCGCAGUGUCUUCGGGAAUCCAGUCCGUCAACAAAGACAGCAGCAGCCCCUGGGCGACCACUUAUUUUGUGCCCCUCACCAGCUUCCUCCUGUACAAUGUAGCGGACUUCUGUGGCAGGCAGGCCACAGCCUGGCUGCAGGUCCCUGGUCCCACCAGUCGAGUCCUGCCUGUGCUGGUGCUGUGUCGCUCUGUCAUGGUGCCACUUCUGAUGUUCUGCAACUACCAGCCAAGGGACCACCUCCACACUGUGCUUUUCACCAACGACAUGUACCCCGUGGUCUUUAACUGCCUGCUGGGCCUCACCAAUGGCUACCUCGGCACUCUGCCAAUGAUCUACGGCCCUAAGGUCGUACCCCGGGAGCUGGCAGAGGCCACAGGAGUGGUCAUGUCCUUCUUUCUCACUCUGGGACUGGCUGUGGGAUCGGCUUUCUCAGUGCUUAUUGUGCACUACAUCUGACCAGGCUGUUGAGCAAUAACCUAGUCAUUUCCUGUGGUGUAGUUGAGCUAUACGGCAGACAGUCGCUGGACAGUGGAGUCAAAGCACUGAUGCUAAAUGCACCAGUAAAGCCAAUUGUCUGCCAUGAAGGGAAAGGACCGAUAAGCCUCAUUAAUAUGCAUUGUUUACACUGAUGUGGCCCUUAGGAGCACAGUCCAUAAGGGACAUUAAGCAACCACAUUUUCAUAUUGCAAAACUGAACCAAAAAAAUAUUUGGUUCAAAGGGGUUCAAUUUGUGGGACAUCAGUUGUGCAGAAGGUGCCGUUUCAGGUCCACUGUAAUAAAAUAUGCAGAUGGCAAAGAAGCAUCAGAGCCGAGUGAGGGAUACAGCCGCUACAUGAGACAUUCUGCUACGCGAUACAAGCCGGUUGUUGUUGAACAUGGUGUGUCGUUUGUAAACCUUGUAACUUGAGCAGACUUUAUAAACUGAACAUUUCCAGUAACAA